CUUUAGCUGCUUUUCACUAAACUCCUGUCCUGAUGUCACUCCGCUGGCAUGGUGGAGAAGCGGACCUGAUUAUUGUGAUGGGGGCAGGUGGCAGGCAGUGACCAGAGACUUCCGCCACUGCUUCCCAUAUCCGGGUUUUGCGCCGUCUGUCCUACUAUCUGGUUGCUUCACAAUCGGACUACCGAAGGCGCUUGUGCGCUUUCCCCCCAACUCAACAACAGGAGGAGGAGGUGGCGGCGGUGGCGCUGAGCUUAACUGGGAGAAAAGUUCUUCCAAAAUAGCCGCCGCUCGGCCCCGUGAUGGGGGACUUCGCCUCCCCCGCUGCCGGACCCAACGGCAGUAUCUGUAUCAACAACAGCAUGAACCCGGCCGACGCGAGCAUGGGGCCCGCCGCGAGCGUGGUAGGAAUACCUAAGCACAGCACGGUGGUGGAGAGGCUGAGGCAACGGAUAGAGGCCUGCAGGAAACACCACAUAUCCGAGGAGACCAGGUACCAGCAAGCCUACGCCGAGCAGAUGGAGAUAGACCGCAGGGACACGGUCAACCUGUACCAGCGGAGUCUGGAGCAAAGGGCCAAAAAGUCCGCCAGCGGCAGCAGCGGCACCAAGCAGCCCCAGAGCAAGCAGCUGGACCCGGACUCUGCGUCCUCCGCGGAGCAGAGGAAUAACACGCUCAUAGCGGUGAGAGGAGCCACUGCGGACAGAGAUGCAACAUGGCAGACGCAAGAAGUGGACAGGUCUCUAGAGAGCCGCAUGAGAAUGCUUGACACUUGUUCAGCAUCGUCAUCUGCUCAGCCUGAUGGGACAGUGGGACAUAAUUCUUUCCUGAUUAAGGCUCAGCAGCCUUAAUCGGGAAAGAAUUAUGCUGAUAUGAAUCACUAUGAGUCACUCAACGAUUGGCUGAAUUACAUCGCCAUAGGGAGUGGAAUCAAAGAUGAAAAUACACCAGUUGGAGAAUCACAUUAUAAGGUUCCUCGUAGCACUCCCAGGCAGGAUGAGGGUUGUGAUGUCCCCACCCCUUUCUGAGUUACACCGAAAUAAAGGAAAGAACAAAACACACACACACACACGCACACACACGCACACACACACACACACACACACACACACACACACACACACACACACACACACACACACACACACACACAAAUCAAACAAACUUAAACUUAUGUAGUCAUAUAAAUGCAGACCAGUUAGAGAAAAACAUAGCGGCAUGGACAAAGGAUUUUUGUUUGUUAAAUAUUACUAAUUUUUGUGCUUUAGGUUAUGUAGAUAAACAGUAAUGGCAGAAUCAGAAGGGAAAGUAGAGUAUUCAAUCAGCCGUGCUUAGCCUGAUACCAGUCCAGGACCCCUGCCGAGCUUGUCCACAACCAGCCAGUCAGAGCUCCGGUCACUCACUUACAGAAUAGGAUGAAGGAGCUGAGUAGCAGCUCUGACAUCCGUCAUCACCAUAGGGGAUCAAGCUAAAGAAAUACAGAGGCUUACUGCUGAGAAUAUAAGGCUCUAAUUAAAUACUGAUCAUCUCGUGGCUCCCAGACAGGGGGGUGGUGGAAUCAAUGCCUUUCAUAGCCACCCAGCAGAGAAGAACUGAGCUCAACAAAGGACUGAAUGUCUGGCUUAAAAUGUUGCUUUGUUCUGCUGCCAAUCAUCGCUUGUAUCCUGAAUAAAAUGAUAAGCUUAUGUUAUGCCUUACCCAUAUACUGUGCCUUAAAUAUAUAUCAAGAAGAAUGUGUACCGUAUCAUGCCAUAUGUAUUAUCUUUGUUGUUACAAUGACUAAAAUGAUACUCAUGUUGUAGUUGCAGGGUGCGCUACAAGAGCGGAUGAACAAUCUACACACCUUAGACUGGAGGUCUAGAGAACUUUCUGCAGUAAGGUGUAUGGUACAGAACUCUUAACUUAAAUAAAUUGGAUGCUAUACUUGCACAGCCCCUGCUUUAGAAAUUUAGUGUAAUUAUUAAUUAUUAGAAGUAGUAUAUGAAGCUUGCUUUGACAUAUUUUAGCAAAAAAAACAGCACACUUUUAUCUUUUAUUCAUAGGGGUAUUUGAAGUGGUACCUCUAGGUACCACAGGGGGGAAUGCUGUGAAUUUUCACCGUGUUAAGCAUUUAACCUGCAUGUGAAAUCACAAGACCCAUAUAUUUAGGUCAAAUCAUAUCUACAAUUAUAUUAAUAAAGUUUGUGCCACUUGUUGUAUGAGCACAUGUUGACAACACUGUUUGAAAGUGUAGCAAUUAGGAAUAAUAAGUAACCUUUGAUUGUGUUAUGGCCAACGGUGAAAAGUCCAAACAUAGGGUUAAUUCAACCUGGCACUGCUAAGUAUUCACCUGGGACUCUCUGCUCAUCUUCAUUGUCUCACGUUGUUAACAGCCCUCCUAUAGCUGAAAUGGUAUAUUGAUAUGAUAUUCUGUUUUCUUGCCUCAGCUGUCUGAAGUCGAGAAAAACCUUUGCUUAUCAAAUACAGUAGCCUACUUCUGGCAACAAAACCCGACAAAAGUGUCAGGAUGAUUAACUGUUAACUGCAGUUUUGCAGCCUUUUGACUCACUUUGGCCAUAAAACUGACAAAGGGACCCAAUUAAAAAUGAUGGAAGACAAGGUGUGGGAAUAGCGCUCAGAAAAGUUAUGGAGUAGUGCCUGACCGUCAUGAGUGUUGGAGAUUUUAAAAAAAGGAACAAAGUGCAAGUAGGAUUAACAACUGAUUGGGGAAAAGUAUUGAUGAACAUAUUACAUUGAUAAUUGGGGUAAUGUGACAUUUGUAGAGUUGAAACAUUACUUAUUAGUUCAAAUUUAAUAUGGACCAAGAAAAAACAAAGAAUGGAAACUGACCCUAUAUAAGAUGGGUCGACUGUACACUGGGUAGUUUUUUGGGCGCUGUUGUCUGUUUGUGUUGGUUCUUGAUCUGCAUGUGCUCACGGCAAACACCGUAGGGGAGCUUUUUGCUUUUCUUAUGUUUUGGUGAACUUGACCUUUCAAUAAAACCACUGGCAUAUAA
This is a messenger RNA of Pelmatolapia mariae (spotted tilapia), 2992 nucleotides long. RefSeq names its product mastermind-like protein 3. The coding region runs from base 300 to 848 and encodes 182 amino acids. The record is from RefSeq and is a predicted model, not a curated record. Gene Ontology annotation, cellular component: nucleoplasm; nuclear speck. Gene Ontology annotation, biological process: positive regulation of transcription of Notch receptor target; Notch signaling pathway. Lineage: Eukaryota; Metazoa; Chordata; Actinopteri; Cichliformes; Cichlidae. Gene Ontology annotation, molecular function: transcription coactivator activity. The transcript is spliced from 2 exons.